AUGAAGCUUUUUAUCGUCGACAGUCGACGACGCAAGAGAGAAUUUGAAGUAAAAGGGGAAGACACUUUGUUAGAUCUGAAGAAGCGUCUGGAGGAAGAAUCCAAAAUCCCCACCCAGUGUCAAUUUGUGGCUGUUCGGAAAGGACGUAAGGAAUUGCAUUCAUUGACAAAGGGAGAUGACAACAAAACAUUGGCAGAACUCGAAUUGAAAGACGAUGAUAUCCUUGAAUACGAACCUUUUCGUGUUCACAUUCAGCACGUCAACUGGAAUGAAGGCCAAACUGUCACGUUGGAUCUCGGCAUUCACCCUGACACGACCGUCAAGGAGAUGAAGGAUAUGAUCGAGCAAAAGACAAACAUUCCAGCGUACGAACAACGCGUAGUUUUUUUCCAAAUGUUUCUAGAUGACCCACAUGAUACCAUUGGUGCCAAUGGAGUCGAGCAUGAUGAUACGAUUGAUAUUCAAGAUGGCCUGACAGUUUCUGUCGUCCACAAACCGACCGGAAAACUUCUCUUCAAUCAGGCAGCAGAGCCAAAUGACACCAUUCAUCUCAUGAAGCGACACAUUCAACAGACAUCUCAUGUCUUGGUGGAAGAUCAAAACGUCUUUUGGAAGGGACAGAAACUGACCGAUAAUGACGCCACUCUAAGAGAAGCUGGGAUUCUUCAUGGCGACACGUUUGAAUUUGACAAUGAAGUCGAAGAGAUGGAAGUUCAAAUCCGUUUGGCAACAUCCGAAGUCUUUACCAUUCAGAAUAUCAACUUUGUCACCAACACUGUGGACAACUUAAAGCUUAGAAUUCAAGAGAUUGAGGGAAUUCCUAAAGAUAUUCAAUACUUGGACUUUAUGGGUACCAAUUUGACGGAGCCAGACAGGAGCCUGAUGGAGUGUCAUAUCUACAAGAAAGGGGAUAUGAUCGACUUGACACCUCACCGUGUUAAACUGACAUCAGUAGAGGAAAUGGUGCUGACCAUCCGACUGCAAAAGGGACCCGACCGUGGCGACGGCGAGACAGACUCGGAAGUCUUGUGCGAGCUUACUGUCCUGCCGAAAGACACCAUCCGUGAUGUAAAGAAGAGAAUUCAAGACAAGACCAAGAUUCUUAUGUUCCUACAGCAAUUGAGUCACGACGGAAAUCUUCUUGCCGAUGACCGGCCAACCCUGCAUUACUUGGGGAUCAAGACCAAGGAAACUUUGGAUUUAGUCAAGUUGCCUCAAGAAGUCAAAGUCAAAGUUGUAUAUCCACCAGGAGAGAAGAAAGAUGACGAGACGAUAGUCAUUACUCAUCUAGAUCGAAUGGACAAGCUCAUUUAUGUUCAGCAGAAAUUGGAGAAAGCACAAGGAACCAAAGUUGAAAACCAGGACUUGUGGUAUCAUGGAAAACGAUUGACUCCAUCUGGUGACGACGAGGACGAAGUAGACCAAAGGCAAGACACACUCUUCGACCUCAGAAUUAAACAUAAUGCUGUAUUGGAAUUGAAGAUCAGGGCCAAGCCUAAAAAGCCAAAGAAGAAAAGGAAGUCCAAGGUUCGUGCACUUUCGCCAGCACCGCCACAGAAGGAGGAGAAGACGUAUGAUCAUGGCGGAAUGCGGUACAAAAUGAACAGGGGAGAUUUUGACUGGUGUAGAAUCAACAAGGCAAACAAGAGUGAUUACAUCGGUCUGACAUUCAAGAAGGAAGGGGACGGGAACUACUAUGUGGAUAAGAUCGAUCCAGAAGGUUGGGUGUUGACCUUUGCGCCAUAUUUGAAAGAAAAGGCUCUCGUCAUGAAAUUUUGUGAAAAACCGGCAGAUACUUUCACCGUGGAAGAAAUGCACAAAAUGUUGGAUGAGGAAAUGGUAAUGGAAUUGGAGACUACCAAUCCUAAAGCUAUCGUGGAUAAUUCCAAAUUCGACUAUGGUGACGACUUUGCCGCCGGGGACAUUGUUGAUAUUGAUGGUGGGCCUGUACAAGGGGAAAUUAGGCGUCAAGCAAUGAAGGGAAAAUGGAUGUUAAAAAACCUGGACACUGGAAAGGUCAUGCUGGUCGCAGGAACCCAGCUGACAAAAGCUUAG
Cylindrotheca closterium is the source of this 2055-nucleotide messenger RNA. The record is from the annotation of a GenBank genome assembly. NCBI's taxonomy places the organism in Eukaryota, Bacillariophyta, Bacillariophyceae, Bacillariales, Bacillariaceae.